CCCCUCUCCUUCCUCCCUUCCUCCUCAAACCGUCGUCCCUCCGUAAAAACAGAACAUUUCGCAGUCUCUCUCACCACCGCAUUCCACUCAAUGCCGCCGACCGCAGCGGCCGCCGCCGCCAUCCCCGCUCGCUCCUUCAAGUUCAUCACGACCUCUCUCUCCCCUCGCCCCCUCCUCCGUCUCCGCCGCCUCCGCUUCGCUACCGCCGCCGCCGCCGCCCCCGCCGCCGCCCCCUCCUUCGAAGACCCCACUCCUCCGCCGCAACAGCAAGCCGGCUCCACUUCCUACUUCCCCAAGAGGAACCAGACCCUCGAAUUGGAGUGCGAGAGCUUGGCCUACAAGGGCAAGGGCGUCUGCAAGGCCUCCGGCACCGGCUUCGUCCUCCUCUGCGACCGCGCCCUCCCCGGCGAGCGCUUCGUCGGCCGCGUCACCCGCAAGAAGGGCAAUUACGCCGAGGUGACUAAGUUGAGGACGAUAUCUCCGCACUGGGACAUCGUGGAUGCCCCCUGUGAGUAUGCUUCGUACUGCGGAGGUUGCAAGACGCAAAGCUUGUCGUACGAGGCUCAGGUCAGAGCCAAGGAGCAACAGGUCCGAGAGUUGAUCGUUCAUGUCGGGAAAUUUCCCAGUAAUGAUCCGGAGUUCCCCGCAAUGAUGAAGCCCAUUGUUCCCUGCGAUGUUCAAUUCCACUAUAGGAACAAGAUGGAAUUUUCAUUUGGCUCUCAAAGAUGGUUGCCACGUGAGUUGUUUGAAGAGAAUCGCGAUGAUACUGAUAAACAUGCUUUGGGACUGCAUGCACCUGGCUUCUUUGAUAAGGUCCUGAAUGUCAACAAGUGCUUACUACAAAGUGACCCUGCUAACAAGGUUCUUGCAGCUAUACAAGAGUGCUGGAGAGAUCCCCAACUAGGUUUGUCUCCUUAUGAUGUCCACUCUCAUGCUGGAUUUCUCAAGCAUCUAAUGCUUAGAACUGGGAGGGACAUUGAGACUGGUCAGCCGGAGGUCAUGGUUAAUUUUGUGACGUCAUCUUACAAGCCUGAGUUGCUUAAACCCUUAGUAGAGAAAAUUUCAUCUUUCCCUGAAGUGGUAAGUGUUGUUAACAAUGUGAAUACUUCGGUGGGUAAUACAUCUGCUGGAGAGGAGGAACACACUUUGUAUGGGAAAUCUACCAUCACAGAGACAUUGAGAGGGCUUACUUUUCAAAUUUCUGCCAAUUCCUUUUUCCAAACAAAUACUUGGCAGGCUGAGGUUCUAUAUAAACUUAUUGAGGAGUGUGCGGGUCUUAGAGGAAAUGGCUCAGAAAUUGUGCUAGACCUAUUCUGUGGAACAGGCACCAUUGGUCUGACACUUGCCAGAAGGGUUAGACAUGUUUAUGGUUAUGAGGUUGUUGCUCAGGCCAUCUCUGACGCUUGUCUGAAUGCCAAGCUCAAUGGUAUCAGCAACGCAACAUUUAUCCAAGGAGAUCUCAAUAAAAUCGACAAAAAUUUUGGCAGCAACUUCCCUAAACCGGAUAUUGUCAUUUCAGAUCCAAAUCGGCCAGGCAUGCACCUGAAGUUGAUUAAGUUUCUGCUGAAGCUCAAGGCUCAGCGAAUUAUUUAUGUAUCUUGUAAUCCAGCUACUUGUGCACGCGACCUCGAGUACCUUUGUCAUGGGGUGAGAGAGCAAAACAUAGAAGGGUGCUACAAAUUAAAAAGUGUACAGCCAGUAGACAUGUUCCCACACACUCCUCACAUCGAGUGUGUGUGCCUACUAGAGCUCUGUUGAUCCAAGGUUGUUGGUGUUCUCUCAACUGCAAAACUACAAAGAUCUCUCGCAGCAAGUAUGUUCUCCAGGAGACGACCCUGGUUUUCUCUGUACCAUCUUUUCAGAAGAAGUAUAUUUCCUUCUUCAGGAAAUGCAGAUUUUCAAUUCGUCUUAACAAAACUGUUUGAGAACUAAGUUGGAGGACAUUGGUGGGUGCGCUUUGCAGAUGUGGAUGUAGUAUACUGGCCCCAGAGAAAUCUUCACUUCUCUAAAUGGUACCACUGGUGCAAUUGGUUUGGGAGGAGAGAUAGUCAAUGAAGAACCUGAUGGUCAUCAGACGACACCACAAAUGGGGAGCAGCCAUUUUCCUUCUAAAGGCUUUAGAAAAGCAUCCUUUCUCCGCAGUCUUAAUUCGGCGGAGCCAAAUAUACCAAGAGAGAUGCAGAGAAUCCUGAGAAGUACGUGUCUAGACCGGAAUACUAUGAUUUACAGAUCAGCGAGCACACCUCUGGUGCAUAUGGAGUCCAUUCUUAUCACGGGUGUCCUGGAUUUUCAUCUACAGUAUGCCUCUCCUGACCAGGAAGAGGACAUAUACAGACGCAACAAGUCUUAUGGGAUCUUCAAUUGAAACAACUGCAACCACCAAGUUUGGAUUACUCGAGUUAUAGAAGAUUGUUACUAAUCCAGCAAUUUAUUAAUAGCUUCUCUCUAGUAUUACCCUGGAAUUAAGCAUCAAUUUUGGACCCUUCUUGGGGAGCGUUCCAAGCCCACUUUUGAUCUGUCGAUUCUCGAGAAUCUCUCAAUAAGGAUGUUCUCUUUUAAUAUCUUAUUCAAUUUCUUAUUGUGCUCAAGGUGAUUUAACUA
Molecule: messenger RNA, 2601 nt
Organism: Syzygium oleosum
Lineage: Eukaryota; Viridiplantae; Streptophyta; Magnoliopsida; Myrtales; Myrtaceae
Exons: 10
Coding region: 91-1758 (555 amino acids)
Biological process (GO): RNA processing
Source: RefSeq, a predicted model, not a curated record